Molecule: messenger RNA, 1065 nt
Organism: Zasmidium cellare ATCC 36951
Lineage: Eukaryota; Fungi; Ascomycota; Dothideomycetes; Mycosphaerellales; Mycosphaerellaceae
Exons: 2
Coding region: 1-1065 (354 amino acids)
Cellular component (GO): outer membrane
Source: RefSeq, a predicted model, not a curated record
AUGACCAAGAACCCACCAGAGGGCCAGUACGGCUACCCGCAACAGGGUCAAUACGGCCAAGGACAGUAUGGUGGACAGUAUGGUGGACAGCAACCAUAUGGAAACUACAAUUCUGGCGAGGGCUCUUACGGAAACUACCAACAACCGCAGCAAGGCUACGGUGGCCAGCAAGGCUCUGCACAUUCCUACUACGGCUCAAACGAUGAGCCUUACCAGCAGUAUCCCCAAGACGGCCCACCACAUCAGCCGCCACAGGGCUACUACCAAGGCGGCCCAGCAGCUCCAUACCCUCCUCAGCAGCAUGGCUACAGCCAGCCGGACCAGUACGGCGGAGGGCCACCUCAGUACGGCCAGGAAUAUCCCCCUGCCCAGCACUACGCACACCAGCAGGGCAGCGGCGGAGAUGUCGAUGCAUUCCGCUCCCACUUUGACCAGCCCCACGGCCCAGGCCAGUACGGAGGUCCUCCACCACCAGGCGCUCCCCCAGGCUCUGACGCAGACCGAGGCAUCAUGGGCGCUCUCGCAGGUGGAGCCGCCGGUGCGUACGGCGGGCACAAGAUGGGCCACGGUAUCAUUGGUGGCCUAGGCGGCGCAGUAGCAGGCAGCAUGCUCGAAGACACAGUCAAGAAACACCACAAGAAGGACAAGAAGCACAAAGACAAGCAGCACCGCCGUGGCUCCAGCUCUAGCUCCAGCUCGUCGAGCUCGUCUGAUUCGGACCACAAGAAGCAUGGCGGCGCACCCGCUGGUAACUUCUUCGCAAGCUGUCGUCAAGGAAGCGUCCAUUUGGAAGGUCGCUCUACGCUUGUCGCCGAAGCAGCCAAUACUCACGGACACCACCAUCGCUCUGAGAUCGAUUUGAACGACUGUUUUACGAACACCAACGGCCGCUUGCACUGGGCGAGAGGCGGCAACUUUGCGGCUAGCGCUCGCAACAUCAGGCUGGCGGAUCACGGCAGGGUGAUCGAAGCUGAGCUGGGUGAUGGUCGCGGCGGAUGGCAGCACAAUGCCGUGUACUUGGACGAGCGCAUUACGAACGAGGACGGGCGCCUCAUGAUGAUCUAG